AAUGAAUCAGUGGAACUGGACAAAAACAAACUGUGCAACGGUUGUGAUGAAAAUAUUCCAGCAUCCUUUUACUGUGUGGAGUGCAGUGAAUGGCUGUGUGAUCAGUGCACUCAGGCACACAAGAGAGUCAAGAUAACCAAAGACCACACAAUCGAAGCCAAAGAGCUUGCAUUGGCCACAAGAUCAGAAGAAUUGAGGAAUGGUGUGGGGAACUACGAUGGCAAGACAUCUUCGUCAUCUUCAUCGUCCAUCAAUCCCGCAUUUCUAUGCAACAUUCACCCUCAGGAACAACUGAAACUGUAUUGCUGCACCUGCCACAAGAUGACAUGCAGAGAUUGCCAGCUGAUUGAACACAAGGACCACAAGUAUCAGUUCAUUCAGGAGGCAGCCUCAUCCUAUAAAGACAUUUUGAAGUCCCUGCUGAUUAAAAUUAAGGAGAAGCAGACCUACAUUGAAAAUGCUAAGAAUCUUAUAGACAAGCGUAACAAAGAGAUCAAUCAGAAAGAGAACUGUGUUGUCAAUGAGGUUAAAGCUUUUGCAAUGGGUUUGAUAUCACAAAUUAAUCACAAAUGCCGACAAUUAGUUGGUGAUUUGCAGUCAAUAUGUCUGGCAAAAAAGAGACAACUUUUGCAGAAGGAAGCUGAAAUAAGUUGUUUGUUUGAUAGUUUGGAUCAUGGACUUCUGUUUGCUGACUAUUUAUUAUCCUCCAACGACGAUAUGCAACUGCUCUAUUCUUACCAUCUGGUCGCAAAUCGACUGAAAACAGUUCUGAAAACUCGUUGCGAGGUG
Molecule: messenger RNA, 789 nt
Organism: Helobdella robusta
Lineage: Eukaryota; Metazoa; Annelida; Clitellata; Rhynchobdellida; Glossiphoniidae
Exons: 4
Molecular function (GO): zinc ion binding
Source: RefSeq, a predicted model, not a curated record